CAUUACAGAAAAAGAAUUUCUGUUGAUAUUAUGGCAAAUUUAAAAAUUCUAUUCCUAUUUGUCAGUUGUUUAAUAUCAAAAAUUACUGGCUUUUGUAAUUUAACAGAUACGGAUCCUGUAAGAAAUAUUAAUAGGGUUCAAUUGGUAAAUAACAGAUACGAGGGUUUGUUAAUAGCAAUUGAUCCAAGAUUGAAUGAAGAUCCGAGAAUUAUUGACGGAAUAAAGAACUAUUUCGAAGAGGCUUCCAGAGAUCUUUUCUUCGCUACGAACAACAGAGCAUUCUUAGGAAAAAUUACUAUCCUUGUACCGCAAAGUUGGAGAUCAACCAACGCUAGCCUCGCCCUAUCCGAAAGUAUUGAAAGGGGACACGUUUUAAUUGGCCAAUCUACAAGGGAAUGGGGUGAUAAUCCGUAUACUUAUAUGAAGGUCGUUCAAAACUUCAAUUUACCUGAAUUUAGGUCAUUAUCUUUUUUGUACUCUGCUAGGGAGGACCUUGCGGAACGCCUGGUGAAUAUAUAUACCUUACUGAUAAUUAUAUAAAAGACAAGGCUACAUCGGAAAGGUUAUUUGGACCAAUUGGAAAGACUUUGGUUCACGAAUGGGGUCAUUUACGUUGGGGUCUUUACGACGAAUACAAUUGGCAGUAUAACGUACCAAAUUGUUAUAUUACUCCAGAUGGCAGGGUUAGGGAAGUAAAAUGCGCUAAAGCUAUUACCGGUGAAAUUGUCUAUCAUCAGCGAACAUGUAGAUUUAUACCAGGUUCUAAUCAAGAAAGCGAGGCGUCUAUGAUGUAUAUGCAUCAUUUAAGAUCAAUAACAAAAUUUUGUAAUAAAACUGGAUGGGAUGGUUUAGCUCAUGAUCGAGAGGCUCAAAAUCCUCAAAAUCGUAUGUGUAAUGGAAAAAGUUCAUGGGAAGUUAUGAACAAUCAUCAAGACUUUGAAAAUGGAAAUAAUAAACCAAUCCACUCGGAAUUUUUCAGAAAACCCGAAUUUAAGAUAGUAAGAGCGGGAUCGUUAAGAAUUGCUAUGGUAUACGACGUCUCCGGAAGUAUGGACGGACCUCGUUUAGCCACUUUACAAAGAACAGUAAGAAGAUUAUUUCUUAGUAAAACGAUAUUUGGAGCUUUUGUUGGCAGUGCUGAAUUCUCUACACAAAGUAUAAUUACACACAAUAUGACUAGGGUGAUAACUGAUGAUCAUAGACAAUCGCUUAUUAAUAAAAUACCGCUAAGAGCAAUCGGAGCUACAUGUAUUGGAUGCGGUCUACAAGCUGGUUUACAGUUAUUAAGCCAAACCGAAGAUGGUACAAAUGGAGGAGCGAUAAUUAUCAUUACGGAUGGAGAAGAAAAUAAAGAACCAUGGAUACGGGAAGUAGCUGAAGAGGUAUUGCAGUCGGGAGCCAGAGUAUUUCCACUUGUAAUGAUACAAGACUUUAGUCCCGAUCUGACUAGAUUGGCAUUAUGUUCUGGUGGAAGACCUUUUGGAUAUUCUGAUCAAGGAGACGCUAGCGACAUGUAUGACGCUAUUCAACAGAUUAUGCAAUUAUCUGCAACAGAAAAUUCUACUAUUCCAAUAAUGAUCAGAAGUCAAAUUUCAACAAUUUCUCCAAAUAAUGAGGUUGAGUUAAAGGUCAAGGUCGAUUCAGCAGCAUCUAAAAAUUUAGAGAUUGUAUUUACAAAUACGGGUUGUAGUGGUACAACUGUUGUUAUUAAACUUCCUUCCGGUGAGAUUCUAAAUAAAACUCGUCUUAACGAAGUAGAGAAAGCGUUCCGUUAUGAAGAUAAGAUGGCGGGAAUUUGGAAUAUCACAUUGAAUAAUUUAGGCUUAGUUGAAUGCAAAACUAAAAUGACUGUUGAGAUGUUUUCUCCAAAGAGCAAUGUCAAUGCAGUUACACUAACAACAACUCUUAGUAGCGAUACUUUGGAUUUUGCUUCUGGUUCUACACCUAGAUUAAGUCUCCAUGGGACCGUUCGACAAGGUAGUACACCCAUAAUUGGCGCCAUAGUUGAAGCCGUCAUAGAAACGUCCUUUGGUGAGGUAAUUAGCCAAAAACUAUUGGAUAAUGGAGCCGGAUCAGAUUUUCAAAAAGACGAUGGCGUCUAUUCAAGCUAUUUUGUUGAUUUUCGCGGAGAGGGAAUGUAUAGUAUUAAAUUUGAAGUAACCAGUGAUAAAAAUAAGACUAAAGCUCUUUUAAAGUCAAGAUCCUAUGGAUCUGGCGCUCCUCCAGUAAAUCCUCAAUCCAUAACUGAAACAAUUGAAAUUGAGCCUAUUGAAGAGUUUGAAAGAAAUACAAUAGCUGGAACCGUCAAUGUAAAAAAUUUGGGUACUGGAAAUGCUCAGCAGCGAUAUCCUCCCGGAAGAGUUACAGACUUAUCAGUUCUAGAGGUUAAGAAGCAAUGGAUUGUUGAUUUAUCAUGGACUGCUAUUGGUGCUCAUUUAGAUACUGGAAAAGCUGCCAGGUAUAAGAUCUAUCACGGAAAAACUGUUAAUGAUAUAAGGCAAAAUUGCACUGGAACUUGUUCUGAAACACGAGCAGAUAUGAUUAUGUCUGGAAACCUAACUAAUCCAAAAGAACCUGGUAGUCAAGAAUUAUUUAAAAUAGACUUCAACAAGUUAAAUUUAAAUAAUAAAGAUUCACUUUUCGUUGGUUUAAAAGUAAUCAAUAGUUUUAAUAUCGAAGGAGAAAUUUCAAAUAUUAUUGAUUGCCGAUACAUCAUUCAAGCUGCUCCACCUCUAGCACCUCCUGCAGAUAACAAAUCUAAAAAACUAUCCGGUGGAGCCAUAGCCGGAAUAGUAAUUGGUUGUAUUGCAUUUAUUGCCAUAAUUACAGUAAUAGUUGUAGCUAUUAAAAAGAAAUCUGACAAUUAAACUGAUACAAAUGUUUUGAAUUUUUAAAUUUUUUAAAUAUUUUAGAUAAAUAAAUAAUAAAAAAAACGAUUAAUUUAGCUUAUCAAGCGAUAAUAAAAAUGGUUUUAAUCAGAGAUUAAGCUUGUUUUACCAUUAAACAAAGUACACUUUGAGAAAUUUGGUUUUUGUGUUAUUUUCAUACUUUUUAUCUUUUUAUUAAAAAUUUUGGAUAUCAUUCUUUAUAUUUUAAUGGAUUGCUUGAUUGAUUGAUUAAUCUUUGUUCAUUCCAUCCUUUCUAUUGAAUGAUUGAUUGAAUACAAUAUAUGAAUAUUUUAUUGAAUGAUAUUUGGUUUUAUAAUUUGUUUUGUAGAUAUCAAAUGACAAAUGUAAUGAUUUUAUCUGCUAACCAUUCUUAAUCGGGGUCGGGUGUGAACCUACCUGGGUACUAACGUACCCCAGGCGAGUGGGCGUAUUUUUAAUCAUUCUAUUUAAGGAAUCUGAAAGAUAACUUUUAAAAAAAGAGAGAUGUGAUUUUAUUUUCUUUAAAUGAAAUAUUAUAAUUAUCUUAUCUUAAUAAAUUAUCAUCAAUAAUCCAUCAACACUUGCUUCAACAUUUCUCAAUAGAUCAGACUGAAAAGAUUGUAUGAACUGAGUAGUUUUAUACUCGGAAGAUAGAGGGCAGAGUAAUCAACUAUAUUGAACAAUUUUUAACAUAUCACUUAAUAUUAAAAAAAUUGAUCAUCUUCUUCACAGAGACUUCAUGGUGUUGUAAAUGAAAUCUUUACUACAGGAUUGUUGCUACUCUCCCCUCCCUCUCUCUCUCUCUCUAUGUCUCUUCAUAAAUAAAAUAUUAUUCAACAUUGUGUUCCUAUCAAAAAGAGAUGGAUUUUAUCUUUGUCUUUCAAAACAAAGAGUAAUGCUAAUUUGCAAUCCAAUUCCAUUGUAAUUUCUGAACAAAGGAUAUUUACUCUAAGCCUAAUCUAACAGUUUGCAAAUUACUUUCCAUAUGGUUAUCUCUCCAAUUCCCUAAUCUUAAAAAUGUUCCUGUUCUAAAAUAUAUUUAGAUAUUUCAUAGUUUGCACUAAAUAAACCUUUGAAUUAGUGAACUCUGUUAUACUUUUUUUUAAAAUAAAUAUAAAAAUAGACAUUUUAUAGCCAAGUUA
This is a messenger RNA of Dimorphilus gyrociliatus, 4009 nucleotides long. NCBI's taxonomy places the organism in Eukaryota, Metazoa, Annelida, Polychaeta, Dinophilidae. The record is from the annotation of a GenBank genome assembly.